Molecule: messenger RNA, 2394 nt
Organism: Dacryopinax primogenitus
Lineage: Eukaryota; Fungi; Basidiomycota; Dacrymycetes; Dacrymycetales; Dacrymycetaceae
Exons: 6
Coding region: 7-2355 (782 amino acids)
Biological process (GO): intracellular transport
Cellular component (GO): nuclear pore
Source: RefSeq, a predicted model, not a curated record
CUCAAGAUGAAACGUCGUGCGGACAAGCAGAUCACUCAGAAUGAUAUGGAUGAUGAAGGAGAUCAGGAGGAGAAUCCGGGCACUAGCUUUCGACGGGCUCAACAGAGCGACCUGCAAAAUCGACCUAUCAAAGGUAUCCCAAAGCGUUUUCAGGCUACGGAAAUCCCUGUUUUACCUGGUGCCAUCAAUCUCAGCGUGGACAGCAGAGGCGCAAUACCACAUAUAUUGCCAAGCGCGACCCAGUCUACAAAUUCUCCCUCCCAAACGCUCUUCGGUGCUGCACCCUUACCCCCUGUUCCGGCGACUACGUCGAACCUGGUUGAACCUCCAGCAUUCGUUGAUAUGCGCACGGAUGCUGUCCAAUCUAGUAGGGACGUCUCACACUCGAUGAAUCGACCUGGUUCUCCUGCUUGGCCCACCAGGGCGGCCCGCGAAGAAUUUGAAACGAGCGAUGCUUCCCUAAAGUACGACAUUGUGAGGCAAGGGCUUAACGUGUCCUUAUUGCGAGCCGUGCAAGAACUGUUGAAGACAGAUCCUCUACAGAACUUGGCCGACGCUUUCCGGACUUUGCUCCCAACCUACGACGUUCAUAGGUCUGUCCUCGAUGCGAAGUACCGACCCAAAGAUAUCAGCAGUAUGUGGGACGUAGUUGCAAUGGAAACAGCCAGCACCGCAGCCCUCGCCCCGACGACGAAACUUCACACACCAACGCUGACAGGCACUGCACCCCCAACGGUGCCACCAUCGGCCACUUCCGUGUUUGGGGGGAAGGUGGCUUCGUUUACCCCAUCUUCUGCUGAAUCAUCAUCACUUUUCAAAGCUUCCUUUAGCUCCCCCGUUGCCCCUAUCGGUGCGGUCAACAUGUUCAGUUCUGUGAAAUUGUCGACGCUUGCAGCUGAACGACCCAUGUGCUCACAAGGCGACAAAGUUCCUCCCCCCAACUCUACAACCACUGUGUCGUUCGAGCAGAAGAAAACUCAGGAACCAGCCACUAUGCUCUCCAAAGAAACCUCGGGGUCUGCUCUCAUGGAAUCUUUUGGCGAUUCUGUUAAACCGAAGGUUCCAAGUUCCCUUGCCGGUCAUUCCAUCAUGUCCGCCUCCUCAAUCCCUACUUCCUCUUUUGGCCUUUCGGGGAUCUCUCUCAAGCCCCCGUCCCCAUUUGCAAGCAUGGAACCAAGUUCUCAUCAGGACGAAGCUGUCAUUUCUCCUUCAAUGCUGACCCAUCAAACCAAGCCAUCUGAUGCUUCCGCAACGUUAUUUGGCAGUGCAUUGACAGGAUCGAGUGGUUUUGGCUUCGGCAAACCUGGUACGACGUCAAGUACCGGGUUUUCGUUCGCUACCGGCCCACUUUCAUUUGCAAAAGCACCAGAGCUAGGCAACAUUAUCCAGGACAACAUCCAAUGCAAUGGUAACGCUACUACGAUUCUGUUCAAACCCUCGCCUGCGUCAACCGCCAUCGGUAUCCGGGACGUUACGCCCGAGCCGGAAGGAGAAGGGGAAGAGAACGAGGUUACACUCCAUGAAACGCGCUGCAAAUUAUACCAAUCCGUAGAAAAGUUGGAUGGAACAGGUGCUGAAUGGAGCGAUAAAGGUGUUGGCGCAAUCCGAUUGAAGCAAGAUAAAAACACCUCCAAGAAGCGGCUGUUGUUCCGACAGGAGGGUACAUCUCGCAUCCAACUCAACUUUUACAUCUAUGAUACACUUGAAGCGACAGUUGAGAAAAGGGUUGUUUCUUUUACCGGUCUUGACAGUGGCAAGCCAUCCGCCUUUAAAAUGCGUUGCAAAUCGGAGGAGGAUGCGAUCUCAUUCAAGAACAGUCUGGAGCAAGCGGUGGAAGCACUGAUGAAUGUUGCACCCAGUGCUCAGCAUGAAUUUCCUGAGAAGGCCCCAAAUUCUUUCCCAAGCAUUGAGGAAGUACCAGUUGCUGAAAAGACAGAAAACGCCGUAACGACGACUAUUACAACAGGUCUGCUGGCUGCGCAUGAUGCUGAAGAGGCGAAGACUGAUGAAGGCCUGGAGAACCGGCCCGCCCAAGGAGGUGAAGAUGAGGAGGGCACAAAUGAGCACGACAGUCAAUACGAGGGGGAUGAUGUAAAUGGCGAAGACGGAGAGGAAGAUUAUGAGAUAGAGUAUGACCAGGGUGAGUAUGGGUAUGAGGAUGAGGAUGGUGAAGGUGAAGAGCAUUAUGAACGAGAGGAUGACGGUCCCUAUGAGGAAGAGGGCGAUGAACAUAAUGGGGAGGAUGGUGACGCAGAAGGGGACGAGGAGGAGGACCAGCUGGCGGAGGAGAGCGCCCCGGCUCACACUGGCGACCCUGAAGUUGUCGAACUUCUAUCCGAUGACGACGAAGCGUAGGAUACAUGGGAUACAUAAGAUCUUUGUCGAAACUCACAU